Molecule: messenger RNA, 705 nt
Organism: Geodia barretti
Lineage: Eukaryota; Metazoa; Porifera; Demospongiae; Tetractinellida; Geodiidae
Source: the annotation of a GenBank genome assembly
AUGUUAAUAAAUGUAAAAGAUUUGACAAAAAUCUACCAGAUGGGCGACGUGCAGGUACACGCGCUGCGAGGUGUGACCUUCACUAUAACACAAGGUGAAUUUAUCGCUAUUAUGGGACCGUCCGGCUCCGGUAAAUCAACCAUGAUGGAUAUCUUGGGGUGUCUCGCAACGCCAACAUCGGGUGAUUACUUCCUUGAAGGGGAAGAGGUGGGCAAGCUUUCCGAUAAUCGCCUCGCGGACAUUCGAAAUAAGAAAAUCGGUUUUGUUUUUCAAUCGUUUAACCUGCUACCGCGGACGAGCGCGCUCAACAAUGUUGAAUUGCCACUUAUUUACUCUGGGUUGGGUAGAAAGGAACGGAAACGGCGCGCAUUUGAGUCCUUGGAAGCAGUCGGCUUAGCAGACCGGGUGGAUCAUAAGUCAACCGAGUUAUCUGGUGGACAAAUUCAACGCGUUGCAAUCGCUCGUGCUUUAGUUAAUAAACCCUCAAUGAUUUUUGCCGAUGAACCGACAGGAAACUUGGACACGCGUUCCGGGGCAGAAAUUAUGGCGAUCUUCAACCGCUUGAACGAUGAAGGAAAUACCAUCAUCAUGGUGACACAUGAAGCUGAAGUCGCUGAACACGCAAAGCGGGUACUCCACAUUCGUGAUGGUCUAAUUGAACGAGAUGUCAGACAGAAUGGAUAUGAGGAAACUGCCGCUGACUGA